This is a messenger RNA of Tetranychus urticae (two-spotted spider mite), 702 nucleotides long. Its product is annotated as apolipoprotein D. NCBI's taxonomy places the organism in Eukaryota, Metazoa, Arthropoda, Arachnida, Trombidiformes, Tetranychidae. Gene Ontology annotation, biological process: response to reactive oxygen species; lipid metabolic process. Gene Ontology annotation, cellular component: cytoplasm. The record is from RefSeq and is a predicted model, not a curated record.
AACACAUUAGCAUCAGUUAAUCAACAAGUUGCAUUAAAAAACAUUUAAUUUCCUCUUGUGCAAAACUAUGAAAAUGAUCGCGACUCUCUUCGUUGUCUUUGCUGUUGUUUCUUCAGCUCUCGGUGAAUGUCCAGUUCCUCCAACUAUUCCUGGUUUUGAUAUUGGCAAAAUUGUCGGACGAUGGUAUCAAACUGUAGAAUCUUGGCCAGAAAAUGCAACAACUUUUACAUUGGAUUUCACUCUUCGAGAGGAUGGAGACUUUAAUUUUACAGCCCGUAUAGCUGAUGAUUCACUGCCUGCUGAAUAUGCGUUAGCCAAACGUACUGAAUAUCAAAACGUACUCAAUGUCACCGAUCCGUACCACAAGUCUCGAUACCAAACUACCAUUAAUAUUGUCGAUACUGAUUACGAUAACUAUCUGGCUGCUUAUGAUUGUUUUAUUUUCCCUCAUCACUCCGCUAUCCAUGCGCGUUAUGUUUUAUCAAGGACUGAAACUAUGAAUGCUGACAAGUUAGCCCAACUGACCGAUUUGGUUAAUAAAAUUGGCGUUUCUCGCGACUGAGUUCCGCCAGUAAUCUAUUAAGACUAAAUAUUGACCAUUUUUCUAGUCAUGAUAUUCAAUCUCGAAUAAAAUUGAAUUCCACUGUAAUGGUUGAUAACUUUAAACAACAUUAUAUUAAUAAAUAAAUAUAUAUUCAUCAA